AUGCAAACUUCGGAAUUACUUACUAUUAAUUUUCCGAAAGCCUCAAGUCGAAAGGCUUCCAUCGUAUCCUCAAGUGCUCCACCAAGUCCUCAUUUUCUUCAAAAUAAUUUAAGUCAUGACUUAAAUGAUAUUUUACGAGGUUUUGUUGAUGAAUUAUGUGAAAUUUUUAUUGAAGCAAGGCAACGUGGUAAACCUGACACAACCACUUGUAAACUUUUUACCGAUUAUUUAAAAUCACAAAAUCAGAAUGUAGAACAAAUUUUUGAAUGUCUUUUAAACAAUACACAUAGACCUGAAUACACUGCCCUUUUAGGUUACUUUUAUUCUAAAGGAAUAGGAACAAAACCUAGUUUUCGUAAAGCUUAUAGUUUAUAUCUUUCUGAAGCUAAAAAAGAUUUCUUCAUAGCUCAAGAUUUAGUUGGUGAUUGUUAUUAUUUGGGUCGUGGAACAAUUAAAGAUUGUAGAAUGGCUUUUGAAUGGUAUCAAAAGGCCGCCGACAAUGGAAGUAUUGGUGCUCUUACAAGUUUAGGAAUUUGUUAUUAUUUAGGUGAAGCUGCAAGAGGUGGUUCUACCGAUGGUAAAAAAAGUCUUGCUUCAUGUUAUGAAAAAGGAAAAGGAACAAAAAAGGACAUUAAGAAGGCUAAAUUUUGGAAUAAGGAAGCUGCUAAUGACAGUUAUAAAGCGACAAACAGACGAACUAAACAAACUCAAAAUAAAAAUAAAUUACCCUCAAAAAAUGUUAAAAAAGAGCCUUCCGGUAGAAGCAAGCUUGCUAAUGGUGUUAAUACAGAGCCUUCAAUCAAAAAUAAAUCAUCACCAAAAAAUGUUAAUUCACAUAAGUCUCCUUCAGAACCUUCAAAUCAUGUCAAUUCAUAUGAACAUUCAGAACCUUCAGUCGAAGAUAUUUUAUCAAAUAGUGUUCAUGAACUUUCUUCAAAAUCAGAGGUUAUCGAUUUGGAGCCUUACGUAGAAAGCGAUUUACCUGAAUCUCCUGAAGAAUCUUUUGAUGCUAUUAUUCCAGAUCCUUCUGACGAACAUUCUCUUGAAGAAUAUGAAAUUAUCAUUCCAGUCGAAUCAUGUUCAGAACCUUCUGCAGAAAGCAAUUUACCAGAAGAAACUACUGUUUCAUAUGAAUUUGUUGAUAUAUACGAAUCUUCUGAACAAUUUUCUGAAAAUAUUAUUCCGGUCACAUCAUGUCCAGAACACUCUGUUGAAGGCGACAUACCAAUAGAAUCUUCUGAACAACCAUCUGAAAAUACUAUUCCGGACACAUCAUGUACAGAGCCCUCUAUUGAAAGCGAUAUACCGUUAGAAAUUACUGAUCCUCCUGUGGAAUCUUUUGAACAAUCUUCUGAAACUAUUAUUCCAGAGCCAUCUAUUGAAAGCGAUAUACCAUUGGAAACUACUGAUCUUCCUGUAGAAUCUUCUGAAAGUAUUAUUCCAGAAUCCUCAAUUGAAAGCAACACACCAUUAGAAACUACGGAUCUAUCCGUGGAAUCUUUUGAAAUCAUCAAUAAAGAGCCAUCUAUUGAAAGCAAUAUAUCGUCAGAAACUACUGAUCCACAUGAAUGUCCUCCUGUGGAACCUUCUGAAAUCGCUAAUCAAGAACCAGAGUUGUCUAUGGAAAGCAAUUCAUCACCAGAAAAUGCUAUUAUACAAGAAUCCUCUCCUAAGCCUCUUAAAAUUGUUGAUAAAGGUUCUAGCGUUGAUACAAAACCUAGUGUUCCCACCAAGAAGAAACGUAAGAGAUGUUCAAAAUUGGAACAAGUAGAAAAACGUAUAAACAGACGAAUUAAGUGGUAUAAGAAGAAUCUUUAUGAUGAAGUUAAUUAUGAGUUAUUGGAAGAUUUUCCUGCUUGGUUACGCGGUUGCGAAAUGGACAAAUAUGCUCCUUUAUUUGAGGGAAAACGAUGGCAAGAUAUUGUAAAAAUGAAAUAUAAAGACUUAAAAGAAUUGGGAAUUGAUCAUCAUGAAUCAGCAUGGCAAUUACAAUCGAAUUUUUGGAUAAUUAACUGUGAUCUUGCUGCAAAGAAAGGAAAAACAUUACCUUAUAAAGGAGGC
Molecule: messenger RNA, 2061 nt
Organism: Racocetra persica
Lineage: Eukaryota; Fungi; Glomeromycota; Glomeromycetes; Diversisporales; Gigasporaceae
Source: the annotation of a GenBank genome assembly